UCAGUAUUGUUAAAGCAUCCGAAGCGAAAAGAGUUGUGGAACUUUUUCGUCCGAAUUAAUUUUUUUUUAAUAUUAAAAACGAUUUUUUUCUAUUAUUAAUUAAGAAAAAAAAAGAAAAGUUACAGUGCUGACCAACCGGCUUCCAAUUUCACUCGAAUCUAUUGUUAUUCAAAAAUGUGAACAUCUUCAAAGAUCUUGAUAAAAGAAUUUCUCGCAUUACACAAGUCAAAACAUAAUAAUGACGUUUGUUGUUGGAGUUGUGAAGUAAAUGCAAAAAAAAAAAUCUUUUCAAUAUUUAUUCAUCUUUUGUGUUUAUGAAAAAUUCUUGGUAUGGUUUUCAAUGUGAAAGAAAAUAAAAUCAGUGCAGGAAAAUAAAAGAAAAAGAAAUCUAGUGGUAGUUACUUGGCAAUAACAACACCAAGAAAUAAGAAAUAAAAAUAAAAAUUCAACAACAUUUUGCUUUGCUACUCUUGCGCGUCUUAAAAUUGAAAUAAAAAAAAGUUAAUAAAGAAGGUUGAGAGGAAAACGGAGAAGAAGGAAAAAGUCAAUAAAAGUGCAUUCGAAAACGAAACCUUCACGCGCUUGCUGUUUAUCCUGUUCAACACUUCAGCCUCAACUAUAAAUUUUAUCUCGUUUCUGAUUGCUACAAAAUUUAUUUCUCUCUUUUUUUGUGGGAUUAAUUAUCAAAGUAUCAUUUUGGGAUAACAACAGGAGUCUCCUGCUGUAACUUCAUCUGUGAUAACUCAACACUUCAUUAGCUCUUAACAUUUUUAUGUUCUAACUUCUUUGACUAUUUACUAAGUAACAUGGCGCUUUGCAACAAAUUUCUACAAAUUCUUUUAAAUUUUAUCACAAUAGCAACGUUAACACAUAGUGCACAACUUCCUCCAGUCAAACGACAAGCCACACUAGUGAAAGAGCCUACGGUACAAAUAGAUUGCUUGUCAGGCUCGAUGCUUAUAACAAUAAAAAAUGCUCCAGCAAGCUACGACGGCCUUUUCAGUGGGAUGGUUUAUCCCAAAGGUCUUGCAAAAAACUCAACAUGUUUAUCAGAGUACAGGGAUCACAAGGGUCCAAUAAAAUAUAAACUGCCACUUCGAAGUUGUAACACUAUGCCUCAAGAAACCGAUGAUGGCGGUAUUGAGUUCUUCAAUACGAUUGUCCUACAGCCUCACUUGAAGCUGGUGACCGACUUAGGCAGAGGUUAUCAUAUUCGAUGUCGUUACAAGAAUCGCGAAGCUGCAAUCAAAUCAUCAACAUUCCAAUCAUCCAAAAACAACGAUCAGAGACCUCAAGCACAAACAAGCGCCGAGGGAAGUGACCGACGUGAUCAUGCGAGAUCACUACAUCAUAGUGACUCAACAAAUGAAAUUCCAAUGCCUGCGUGCCAUAUGAAAAUUUAUUCAGGCGAUAAACUUGCAGAGAAUGUUAAAAUUGGUGAUCCAUUAAAGUUACUGAUCAGCAUUGACAAACAAGAUUCUUAUGGAUUACACAUCACUGAUUGUCUUGUACGUGAUGGAAUUGGAUGGGGUGAACAACGUUUGAUUGAUAGCGAUGGCUGUCCAUUGGAUCAAGAAAUUCUCGGACCAUUUUCAUACGACAGCGAUAGAACGAAAGCAACUGUCGCUUUUCCUGCACAUAAAUUUCCAUACACAACUUCUGUCUACUAUCAAUGUAAUGUUCGAUUGUGUUCGUUAGGAGAAGACAACUGCCACAAGACACCAACAUGCGAUGGUUCAGCAAAACGUGUUAGACGUGACACUGACGAAACGGAAGAGGACGGUCUUCCAGCAACAAUUGAAGUCUUUUCAGGACUUUAUGUCAAUGAGAAUGCAGAGGUACUCGGUGACGAUUUCGACACUGUGUAUAAAGAAAAAACGCCCGAUGAUGCCAUUUGUGUGUCACAGAGAAGUUUUGCCAUAGCUGUGUCAAUAACGGGCUUGUGUCUAAUGUUAGCAGUUGUGCUGGCGGUUCUUUGUAUAAUGGCACGAAGACGACAUAAGAGCUCGACAUCGGGCAGUUCAAUCUACAGUGGGCCAUACACCAACACAGCAUAUUCGCAUACAAGUUAGUCAGUGUCUGGAUCGAAGACUCCUUUUUGUAGCACGUAUGAAUGAGAUUUGAUGAGAGAAUGUGGAACCGAACGAUGAUUUUUUUUAAUUCGUCUUAAUUAUGAAACGAAUUCGACGAAGAAUGAAAAGGAAAUCAACAUCAAUUUGAAAAAAAAACUUUCUUAACGACUUAAAAACAUUCUAGUGAUGACACUUAAAUUUAUUAUAAAAUCUUUCAUAAUCAAUUAAGAAAAUUUUAAAAACUUUUAACAUGAAUACUUAGCACUAGGCGAUUUGUUGCAUCUUUUGUUUCUAUGAAUUUGAUGAUCAUAUCGCCUUUUGCUAUGCGGAGAUUCCUAAUCGUAGAAUUUACUUCUCGAUUGGGCGUUAAAAUAAUCUCCGUUCAUCACGUAAACAUAUUUAAAUGUAGAAAGCUGAGCUUAGUUCUCUCUGCUCAGGUGACGAUUGACUAACGGUGGUGGGUAACGAUAAUUAAUAAAUCAGAAAAAAGAAACGAUUCACAAGUCAUUAAAAGAAAUUCUUUUAGUUAGAUCUGUUGCUCUGCAUCACAAGCAUCGUUUUGUAUGAUUACAUUACGAUCUUCUGGAGCUUAGCAACAAAUAAAUCUGAUAAGAAAAAUAAUUUUAAUUUGUAUCCUUUUCAUGCGACAUGAAAAUGUCUUCAAAAAUUCAUGACCAAUAAAAAAAAGAAAAAUA
This is a messenger RNA of Clunio marinus, 2767 nucleotides long. The record is from the annotation of a GenBank genome assembly. NCBI's taxonomy places the organism in Eukaryota, Metazoa, Arthropoda, Insecta, Diptera, Chironomidae.